AUGGAUCAUGGCAAGGGUGUAGCAUCCCUGAGAAGACAAUGGUCUGCUUGGCUCUUGAGGGUUGGGAUCAUGGCAAUGAUCAUGUCUGCUAGAGUAGUAUCUGAGGAUCAAACUGGAGUGCCACCCACAGGCAUGCUAUGUAUCAGUGACUGUGCUACAUGUCCUGUCAUUUGCUCACCUCCACCUCCACCAUCAGAGUACAAACCACCACAUUCACCCCCAUCCCAUCACUCCCCUGCCCCAGCUUACCACAGCCACUCACCGCCACCGCCAUCGUCACCAUCACCUCCACCUCCAUCUCCCCCUCCUCCACCUUCAUUUUACUUCUCAUGGGAUGCUCCACCCCCUCCUUUCAACUACAUAGGCAUCCCUUCAGGGCCAGCACCGCCUGCAAAGGGGCAGCCUGGUUAUGGCUACCCCUACUACUACUUUUAUGCCUCCAAUUCAUUCUCCCUCUCUUUCUCUGCUUUCUUCCUCUUUAUGGCAUUCUCCUUUCAUGUCAUGUUCUUUUGCUGGUGA
This is a messenger RNA of Vitis vinifera (wine grape), 519 nucleotides long. Its product is annotated as extensin. The transcript has a single exon. NCBI's taxonomy places the organism in Eukaryota, Viridiplantae, Streptophyta, Magnoliopsida, Vitales, Vitaceae. The record is from RefSeq and is a predicted model, not a curated record. The coding region runs from base 1 to 519 and encodes 172 amino acids.